CCAAUGUCCUGUAAAUUCAUCUAUUGUACUAAUUGCACAACAUGGCGCCUUUAUGUUUGUAUUAAGUUAUCACACAAUUCCAAUUACAAUCAGUAACACAUUUAAUAUUGGAUGAUAAUGUGAAGCGAAGAAAAAGUGUCUCUAUAACUAACAUUUCGAUUUGAUAUCAUUCAUAAAAUGCUGAAGGUAAUAUAGAAGCAUAGCAAGUUUGGUUGUACUUUAAUAUAAUGUUAGAAAAGGCUAGCGUACAAUCCAGGUGUAAUAUACACACUACAACAAAACCGGCCUCUAGUGGCUAAUAAUUGAGGCAAAAGUUCCAGGAAAAAAUCCCAAAGUACACUAGUUGUUAAAAAAAAUUCCAAAAUACAUAAGUUAUAAAAAAAUUUCCAAAACUACACAUGUUUGGCAUUCACCGUUUUUGAUAAACGCAGUGAAGACUAUCACCGCGUUUGACAAAAACGGUGAAUAUUUCACCGUUUAAAAAAAUGGUGAAGUAUUCACCGUUUUCCUCUAAAACGGUGAAGUAUUCACCGUUUUCCUCUAAAACGGUGAACCAAUAGUGAGUCAAUCACCGUUCUUCACCAUUUUAUUCAAAAGCGGUGAAGAUUAAACCGCUGUUGUGGGCCACGAUCAAGCGACGCGGAUCGCUGACGUGGACAAACGCGGUGUAUUCACCGCGUUAGACAAACACGGUGAAUACCCAGUGUUUGUUUGCGUCAGCGAUCUGCGUCGCUGACCCACUCACCGUGGCCGUUGGAUGCGGUGAGGCGCGGAUCGUGGUUUUCUUCCCAGAUCCGACGCCUCACAGCACGCCACGUGGCUCGAUCCGCGUUUGUCGCCGUUUUUGAGAAGGGCGAUGCAUUCACCGCCUUUGAGGGACGCGGUGAAUGCUCCCCAAUAAUUUUCGCAGACCCCUCCCUCCUUCCCUAUAAAUAGAACCCUUCCCCCCUCUUCCAAAUCACACCACCACUUUUACAAUUCUUUCUCCCUCUAUCUAUCCGCUCUGUGGUUGCGGAUAAAUCCAACCUUCCACAUCAUAAAGAAUUACUAGAGUUUGACCCUAAAAGACCCCCCCCCCCCCCCCGCCCGUCCCGCUAAGGUCCCGUCCCUUACAAACCUGAAGCCGUCGAACCUCUGUCCGGCUUCUGCCAAAAAAUGGACGAAGAGGCUCUUCGUGUAGGGUUUUUUUUUGUGUUUUUUUUUAAUCGUAACAAUUUAAUUUUGUGAUUUUUUUUAUCAAAAUAAUCUCUGAUUUCAUUACUUUUUUUUAUAGAUGGGUGCUGAGAUAUACGAUCCUCGAUUGUAUAUCCAUUAUGGGCCAAGAGAUAUGAGACUCUUAACCGAUCAAGAAGCUUAUCGCUCCCGUGCUAUUUGGGAUAACAAUCCGGUAAUUUGAUGAUUUAUUUGCUUUGUUUUAUUAUUUUCUAAGGUUUUAUUUUUCUUUAUUUAAACUAACAAAUUGAUGUUUUUCCUAUUUUUUUGAAGGAAUCACUUAUUCUCGUCGUUCAUAAAGGGACCACAAACUUGCCCGCUUGGCAUCCACGGUUGGCGCCCUAUAUAGAGAGGACCGGGUUGGGUAUGUUGCGCCAUUUCAUGCAGAUCGAAAUAGACUACGAUCUGCUUACGGCAAUGGCGGAGCGAUGGCGUCCCGAAACCCAUACGUUCCACCUUCUGGAGGGGGAAAUAACGAUCACCCUUAAAGACGUGGCGAUCCUCACCGGGCUGCCGAUUUCUAGAGAUGUCAUCAUUGGUUCCACUACCAAACCCGAAGGAGGUUGGGGGCCGCUCAUUCUUGCUGAGUUGGGAUUUGACAUGCCGACCACCACACCAAUUCAAGGACGGAGGCAUCCACCGUUGAAUGGGGGACAAGUGUUGGUUCCGUGGCUGGUAACUCACAUCCAGAAUGAGGUGGAAAUUAAUGACGAGACUCCGGAAGAUCAAGUGGAGCGCUAUGCAUGCAUCUACCUCAUUGGUCUGGUGGGUGGAUUUCUGUUCCCCGACAAGUCAAAUCGGUGGAUUCAAGGCAUAUGGUUGCCAUUGCUCACUGGUGACUGGGACGCAAUCGGGGGAAAGAGUUGGGGAUCAGCCGUGUUAGCUGCCUUAUUCAAGUUUUCCACUUGCAUGUCCUCCUUCUAUGUCUCCUCCCUCGCCAAUCGUUGGAUCUGCUACUUCACUCUGUUCUCCCCUCUGAAUUGUUGGGUCUAGACUAAAGAAUGGUGGGCAUACUCUGUUUUUUGUCUUCUUAUUGGAUAACGAUUUAGUGGUUUUUAAUCUUUAUCUGGGUUUCCGAUGCUGUAGGUUUUGUCAAUGCUUUUGGAGUGAUCCGUGAAUCUAGAUUUUGUGAAUCGCCACCAGCAGGUAAAAGGAAAGCUUUUUGUUGUAUGAAUGAGAUAAGUUAAAAAUGAAGGCAAAAUACAGCUGUAUAUCCACAACUAUCAGGUUUGUGACAAAUAUAUCCAUAACUAUCGAAAUACACGAAAUAUCCAUUUCCGUCCACUCCGUUAACUCCGUCAGUUAACUUGAUGACUGGACAGACGGUGGAUUCUUAGUUGGCAUGCUUUUGGCCCCACUAAAUGAUGUGGAUUAAAAGAUUAAAAAAAAUUAGGCAAAAUACAGUUGUAUAUCCACAACUAUCAGGUUUGUGACAAAUAUAUCCACGACUAUCGAAAUACACAAAAUAUUCAAAAAUCGGAAAGUUAUGUAACAAUUCUAUCCACUUUCGUCUGAAACUAUAACGGCAUGUCAGACGACGUUAAAUUGACUAACAAAAUGCUGAAUCGAUGCCAUCUCGCCUGCCAUAAGCGAAAAAGCCCUAAACGGCACUCGACCAAAAAAGCAUACUCCCGUUUCCGUAGUAACGAACCGCACGCCGCAGACGAACGUGUAGUCGCCGGACUCGUUAAGCAAGCGGGAGAGGUCAAAGCCAGAGGGGGAAAAAAUCAAUUAGGCUGCGCUCGCUGCCGCCGAAGUCGAAAUCCUCCACCACCUGGUAGUAAGUAGUAACUGGUCUCCUUGUAAUCCUUGUUGAACGAGGGGUCGCUGCUGGAUUUCGUCGACGGCGAUCCUGGACUCCAGAUUGGCGUCGAGGAGGCGGAACAGGAAGCUGGCGGAGCUCCUGGGAGUUCCAUUUGGGGCACCAGAACUGGCCUUUGUAAAUCUUUUUGUACAUGGCCAAUUGGCCAUGAAGUUGGUAUCCUUGAAAUUAAAGGUAAGUAGCCGGCGAUGAGGACGAACAACUGAACAAGAUGACCCCACAAGGACUAGAUGCCCACCUUGGCACCGUCGUAGCCUUCUUGGCGGGUCCUGGUCAGGAUUCAAAUGAGAUGGUGGUAGCGACGAGGGUUUGGCGUGGAUUGCAUUAUCCACCGCACUGAAAUGGUUCUCUCAACUCCACCCGCCGGCGAGGAGAUGCCGGGAGCAUGCGCCCGCCGACGAGUCGAGGGAAUAAUUGCCAGAGAGACGAACGGUUUUUGCAAAGGGGGGAUGUGAAUUAGUUUAGUGUUUGAUUUUGUCUAAUUAAUAAAAUAAUUAAAACCUAAAAUUAGGAGUAGAUGAGGGGCAAUUGGAUCAUUUUACAAUUUUUUUAACAAUCACUUAACAUAUAAUUGGAUGGAAGGGUAAACUCGUUAUAUUCUAAUAUUAGAAGGAUAUGUUUGUGCAAAAAUUUAGUAGAUGGAUACAUUUGUUAAUUCACCAUAGCAUAAGGUACAAAAUGGUAUUAAAAAAAACUCACAAUUGCACUAAAAAAAUUCAAAAUACACGAAUUUGAGAUGAUUCACGUUAGACACCAUCGAAUUAAGAAGCGAUUCGCUGAUUAGUGAAACUAUUCACAUAGUUCGCUUUUAUAUGAGGUGAACCGAAGUUUGUUCUCUUAAAGGUCAUGUGAUCCUAGUUAGUUUACGUUGGGAUAACACGGUUGUACCUAGAUCACGCACAGAACGCUUCAGUCAGCUGUAAUACACAUGCAGAUCGUUGCCUAUUACCUCGAUCAAGCCCUAAACCCUACUAAAAAUUUAAGGGCGGAACAAGACAUAAGACUUUUUCGACUCGUAAUCGUUAUUUAUAAUGCAUAAAUUCAAGGAAUCCUU
Molecule: messenger RNA, 4088 nt
Organism: Linum trigynum
Lineage: Eukaryota; Viridiplantae; Streptophyta; Magnoliopsida; Malpighiales; Linaceae
Source: the annotation of a GenBank genome assembly